CUCACUCCAAUCCAACGGAAAACACGAAGGAGCUCCCAGUCAUCCUCUCCCCAAUCCUUCGUCUCGCCCGUGCGUGCUCCUGCGGUUGGUAGAGUAGGGUUUUAGCCAUGGCUUGGAGCGCCGCCGCAGCCGUCUCCAGGUUCGCCGCCUCGCCGACAGCCGAGAUCCGCCUGCCCCUCUCAGCAGCCGCCGCCGCCUCCGUGUCCUUCUCCAGGCUCCGCCGUUUCGGCCCCGUCGCCGCGGCCCUCUCCACCUCCGCCGCCGUUAAAGAGGCUGUUCAGACAGAGAAAGCACCAGCAGCGUUAGGCCCCUAUUCUCAGGCCAUCAAAGCAAACAAUCUUGUGUUUGUCUCUGGGGUUCUUGGCCUAAAUCCUGAGACAGGGAAGUUUGUCUCUGAAACCGUUGAGGAGCAAACUGAGCAGGUUAUGAAGAACAUGGGCGAAAUAUUGAAAGCAAGCGGUGCUAGCUACUCUUCAGUUGUCAAAACAACAAUCAUGUUGGCUGAUCUACAGGAUUUCAAGAAAGUGAAUGAGAUUUAUGCAAAAUAUUUUCCAGCUCCUGCACCAGCACGCUCAACUUACCAAGUCGCGGCUCUGCCCCUGAACGCCAGGGUCGAGAUCGAGUGCAUUGCUGCUCUUUAGUGGCCAACCCAACGAAAUCUCAAUAAGCAUUCGACGCCAUUGCAGCUGGCCACCGUUCUGUACUGCACCACAUGUUACUGUGACCUUGUAAUACCGGUUAAGGUCUUGAACUGCAUGCAAUAAACCUUGGUUAUCCAGACUCUGGGUUGUUGCUUCGGGUUAUGCAUAUUCAGAGAGAGCAUCAUGUCAUCGUAGCAUCAGUAGCUUACAAACCAUCACUUCUGGGUGCUAUCUGGAAGGCAUGAAUCUAAGCUUAACGGAACCAAGGCAUCAAGUUUAAGUCACUCAAUCACCUUAUCAAUUAAAGUGUCAGUUCCUUUC
Brachypodium distachyon (stiff brome) is the source of this 962-nucleotide messenger RNA. Its product is annotated as reactive Intermediate Deaminase A, chloroplastic. Gene Ontology annotation, molecular function: deaminase activity. The transcript is spliced from 6 exons. Lineage: Eukaryota; Viridiplantae; Streptophyta; Magnoliopsida; Poales; Poaceae. The record is from RefSeq and is a predicted model, not a curated record. Gene Ontology annotation, cellular component: cytosol. The coding region runs from base 108 to 641 and encodes 177 amino acids.